This is a messenger RNA of Mytilus trossulus (common blue mussel), 4998 nucleotides long. Its product is annotated as A disintegrin and metalloproteinase with thrombospondin motifs 6-like. The record is from RefSeq and is a predicted model, not a curated record. Gene Ontology annotation, molecular function: metalloendopeptidase activity. Lineage: Eukaryota; Metazoa; Mollusca; Bivalvia; Mytilida; Mytilidae. The transcript has 15 exons. The coding region runs from base 167 to 2191 and encodes 674 amino acids. Gene Ontology annotation, biological process: proteolysis.
UAAACUGCGUGUUCGUCAAUAACAGGGUAUUUAAACGAGAAGCUGUCAAUUGAAUAACUUUAAAAGUAGACACCGAACAGGCAACAGUUUGUUGGAACUUAAGAUGAAAUUUUAGUCUUUGAUACCUUCGUUUUAUUUGGAUAGUGUUCUAAUGUAACAACCCAGAAUGAAUAUUUUGUCAAUUAUCGUUGUUUUAUGGAUUUCAAAAGUUACAUGUUUUUAUAGAUGGUCACCUCAUGACAAUGUGGUAUACAGAGAAGAGAUUCUAGUUAAAAUAUCACAAGGUCUGCGAACGAGAAGAUCAGCCGACAACAGCUUUCAUCCACAGACUUAUGACCUUGCACUAAAAGUUGAAAGGACACGAGUUCAUUUUCAUUUAGAACGGAAUGAUAACACUAGGACGAAUGUUCCAACAAUGACAUUGAGACAAGGAAUACUAACAGACACAAUACUUCAAGAAGAAAAGAUGUCUGAAUUUUAUCAAGAUAUUAAAAACGGAGCAUCGUUUGUCGUGCAACAGAACAAGGAACUGUCAGAAAGUAUGUUCGGUACUUUCAAUUCUGGUGAUAACAGUUUUAUUCUCAAAAGUCUAGAUGAAAUAACUACCAUACAGUCCAACCACAGAUUUGAAAUAAUUAAAGAAAUAAGAAAUCGAACAGAAUUUGGAGAUGGAUUACAAACUGAUGAUCUGUUUAAAGAUUUACCAAUAAGAAAACAUCACCGACAGAAAAGAGCCACAGGAUCGAACCAAAUAGAACUCUUGAUUGUUUGUGACUAUUCUAUUUAUGAUUAUUGGUACCGUCUAAGUAAGGCGUCAACAACUUCUGAAAAAGAAACUGACGCACUUAUAUCUGUCCGCCAAUAUUAUGCCUUUGUUAUAAAUGGGAUGGAUGCUAUGUAUAAGAAUAUCCAGACAACUGAAUAUACAAUAUCAGUCUUAUUUGCUGGGAUAGUUAUAUCACAGACACCUGAUGACGCCCCAUGGACCGAAAGUUUCAAAAAUAAAACUGUUACACCAAACUUGGUUGAUGCAAUACAAUGCUUGUACAAAUUCAAUGAAUGGAUUAGAGCAAAUUCAUCACAAUUACCAGAGAGAGACCAGUCUAUGUUGUUUACAAGAUAUGACUUCUUAUAUGAAGGAUCAACUUCAAAAGCGGGAUUAUCCUUCGUAGGUACCAUUUGUGGUGAAAAUAGUCAAUCUAUCGCACAGGAGAGAUUUGAUUUCAUUGUCAUUACUGUAGCAGCACAUGAACUAGGACACAGUCUGAGCGCCAAGCAUGAUGGCGAUGGAAACUCGUGCAAUGGAACCGAUGCUUAUAUAAUUUCUUACUCAAAUAGUCCUCAACAAGACCCUAAUAAAGCAACAAAUCCAUGGAAAUUUUCUACAUGCUCAGUAGAUAACUUCACAUUAAAGAUAGAUGCAUUUGAAUCGUCAGGCAAUAAUUGUAUGAAGACAUUGGGAGCCAAUUUUGAUCCGACUGCACUUGCACCAUACAACCAAUCAUUAGCAGGACAAUAUUAUGACGCUGACGCCCAGUGUAGUCACAUUUACGGGACCAGUUCAUACAUGUGUAGGGGACAAUACAAUGGUAACUAUGAAUCAAUAUGCAGUGUACUUUGGUGCUAUAAUCAAGAUGAAACAUCUUGUCGCUCAGCAAUAGCAGGAAGUGGCACACUUUGUGGAAAUCAUAAGUGGUGUGUGUCAGGAGUAUGUACAUCAGAUACCAAUGCUCCAGCUGGAAAUGUCAACUGUUUAUAUGGCGACGAAAAAGGACCUAUAUCCAGUAAUGGGUGGACAUGUGCUGACAUGUACGCUAAUGCGCCUAAGGAUUGUGAAAAUGAGUCACUACAAUGUUGUGAGACUUGUUACUCAGAAUUGACCACUGUUGCAUUUAUGACGUCGCAAGGGGACGGGACUAUUCGAAGCACAAUGCAAACAACGGAUAAUUCAGGUAUGAUGUUAAAUAUUUGUGUUAUAAAAAACAACAUUUCCGACAAGUCUUUGAUAAUAAAUGCCGAAUUGUUAUUUUAUGAUUUAAUUAAGAUUGUCUUGAAUUUUUCUACUCUGACUCAUAUUUUAACAUUUAGAAGACAGGUAGCAAAACAUUUAAUGCUAUUACGAAUGAAAAGUUUAAUGUUCAACUAUUGUCACAUGAGUUAUGCUGUUAAGUCAUUUUAUGUAUCGUUUUGAGUGUACAAUUGUGUGUUUGUAUUCCUUUUUAUUAAGGAAUAAAAUAACACCAUGUUCUGAGCACUAACCACGUUUUUUGUGUGUUGCACUUAAGAUGUAUAUACAUAUGUAUUUAUAUCAAUAAGGUAUAAUUUUGUAUAAAACAAGCUUGCUUUCUUUUAUCUUUAUUCUAUAUGCUGAUAAUCAUUUGUUGGCUUCCUGUAGAAUAUUCAUCGUGCGAUCCUUAACCAAUAGCUUUCAAUGUGGCUUGUAAUCUAAGAGAACAUAUAACAGCGCAUUAUGAAUUAAUCUACGAACUUAAAGCUAGUUUUAUUAGUACAAUAUGAACUUUAGGUCGAAAUAGUUUAUCAGUUCAUAGUUCAUUUUGUAUAGCAGUGUGCAUGUACAUAAUAACAGCUAUUGAAUAACUAUUUAUAAAACACUUUUUGUCAGUUUAUCGUUAUCAAAUUGGUGCAUUCAUAACUUUUAUACACACGAUAACAUUUUUUGCAAUGUUUUUAAAUCAGUUAUAAAUGUGUAUAUUUUUGGUAUUUUAACAAAUUUGUUUGCAGAUCUGAAUAGUUUAGAUUAGCGAAAUACAAAUUGAAUACAUCUGAUGUAUAAGAAAUACUUUAUGUCUUGUUUUAUUGAAUACAUUGUAUCAUGUUAUUUUAUCCUUAAAAUAGCAAGUUAUUUGCAAAAAUCCUCAAGUUAUGAAUUGAAUUUUGCAUAAAGAAAAUGUAUUCAUAUGCACUACAUGUAAGUUAGUAAAACUCUGAAAAUUUUUAUUAAAUUUAGAAAAACAAUGUAGUAUGUUGUCAGAUUAAAGUAUAGAUUUGAAUUCAUCUAGUAAGCAGGUAAGUACUAGUAAACAAAACCAGUUAUUUUGAGUUUACAAUUGUCAAUUUAAUAGCAUUGAAAAUGUUAUGGUAUACUGUUUUGUCCAUUAUCUAAUAUUUGGUGGUUAUAUUUUGUUAUUUUAUUCUUUGUUACAGGAAAAUAAUGAAGAAUUGUUUUCUUUGUAACAGCACAUCCUACAUCUUUUAUUUCCAACAAUUUUAAUUUCAACGAUUUUAGUAAUAGAAAAUUAAUCCUGGUAUCUAUGAUGAGUUUAUUUAAAACCUGUAGUUUAUUUUUUUAAAAUAAGAUCACAAUAAUAUUUUGAACGGGUGACUGGAAUUUGAAAAUAAUGCAAUAUAUAUAAAGAUAUACUGAACUUUGUUUUAUUUGUUUUAUUUGUUUCAAUAGUUUAAUUUCAUGAUUAAAUGUUUUAAUGAUUCAUCUAAUAAUUAUAUAUUAUUUUGUUUCAAUUAAUGAGUAUUGUAUCUAAGGAUGUCAAUCUAGUUUAAAACAGAUAAUUGUGCUUCGAUUUUCUCUUUUGAAGUACAAGAAGAUUCCCGAUCCAACACCUCGAUUGUGCAAUGAGACGAAAACCAAAGUACCUCUUGUUUAAUAAUGAAAGGCCUGCACAUGACAAAUAGCUAUUUUACAAUAGUUUGGUUACAAGCCAUCCACAAGUAAAUGAUUUUUUCAAAACUGUAAAAGGUAUUAGAAUAAAAGUUAAAGCAAAUGAUAUAAACCUCAGAUGCAGAAAAUAUGAAAGACGACAAAAUUGCAAAGCAUUCCAAAGACUUUAAUUGAACCUUUCGAAUAUUGAUCCCAAGUCAAGAGCAAUGGGACAAAAGGAGCUAAGAGUAUCAUAAUUUAUCGUUCGACAUUGAGCGUCUAAUAAUGAUGUGACUCGUACAGGAUUACGUGAACAUUCAGCCAAAUUGAACUUUCGGACAAGACAACCUUUUUGCAUUCUAGAAAUUUAUACACACGUAUGAUAUCUACUGGUAAAUUCAGACCAUGUGUUAGUCCAAAGUGAUAAUUCUGGAUUAGAGUAUUACCAAACUUACAUCAGCCUAGGAUUUUGGUUGGGUUCGAGUUAUUCGGUUAACUCAGUUAUGUAGAAUGUUUGUAACAUGACAUUGCAGAAAUUUGACAAAAAAUCUAUUUUGAAAACAUAAAUUGUUCAAACAAAGCAUAAAAAUACAUGGUAAAUAUGGUAAAGUCUAUUAUCUCUAUUUUGAUAUUGUUAGUAUAUUGUUACAAAGGUCUUGUUUAACUCAAAAACUGAUUUGAAAUAUGCAAUUGAUUUUUUUUAUAACUCGCUAUUGAUUUAAUGAUGAAAUCUCCUAAUAAUAAAAGUCUUCCCAAAUUCUUAAGCAUUUUUAGAAUUACUUCUUGUUGUUGUUUAACCUUACUAAUAUUAUGUUCUGAUUUAAAACAACUAUCCAUUUUGGGGGAAGCGUUGAUUAUUUUGAUACAUUUGUUUUGUUUUAGGCAAAUAUUUACCCCUACAACAUUUUGUGCGUGGCUGUCCCAAGUCAUGAUUCUGUAAUUCAGUGAUUAACGUUUGUUGAUGUUAUGUAUACGCUGACAUAAGUUAGCGUUAGAAUGUUUGAAAACUAAAAGGCGAGAAAUAGUGUGAAUGAGCUUGUGAGAAAUGCACGAGCUACAUACUAAAUAAAUGAGUGAUAGUGAGAAUUGUUUGAAGUUAGGAAAAAGUAAAAAUCCCCAAAAUACUGAACUUGGAGGAAAAUUUAAAAAAGGAAAGUUCCAAAUCAAAUGGCAAAAUCAAAAGCUCAAACACAUCAAACGAAUGGAUAACAACGGUAAAAUACCUGACUUGGUACAGUAAUUUUCUAAUGUAGACAAUGAUGGAUUUAACCUGGUUUUAAGGUAAGCCUAACCUCUCACUUGUAUAACGGUCACAUUACAUUCCAUUAUAUUGACAACGAUGUGUGAACAAAACAAAGCCACAGUGAUAUGUUAUUAGUUUA